GGGUGGGGUGUGCGGCGAGUGCGGCGGCGGCGGCGGCGGCGGCGGCGGCCUCCCCGAGAGUCGGGCGGGAGGGGACAGCGGGUGUGGAUUUGCCUUGACGAACUAAAGAUUCCAGAUGGCAAAUUCUAUGAAUGGCAGAAACCCUGGUGGUCGAGGAGGAAACCCCCGGAAAGGUCGAAUUUUGGGUAUUAUUGAUGCUAUUCAGGAUGCAGUUGGUCCCCCCAAACAAGCUGCUGCCGAUCGCAGGACAGUGGAGAAAACUUGGAAACUCAUGGACAAAGUGGUAAGACUGUGCCAAAAUCCCAAACUGCAGUUGAAAAAUAGCCCGCCAUAUAUACUCGAUAUUUUACCUGAUACAUACCAGCAUUUGCGACUCAUACUGAGUAAAUAUGAUGACAACCAGAAACUUGCCCAACUAAGUGAGAAUGAGUAUUUUAAAAUCUACAUUGAUAGCCUAAUGAAAAAGUCAAAACGAGCAAUAAGGCUUUUUAAAGAAGGCAAGGAGAGGAUGUAUGAAGAACAGUCACAGGACAGACGAAAUCUCACAAAACUGUCCCUCAUCUUCAGUCACAUGCUGGCAGAAAUUAAAGCAAUCUUUCCCAACGGUCAGUUCCAGGGAGACAACUUCCGCAUUACUAAAGCAGAUGCUGCUGAAUUCUGGAGAAAGUUUUUUGGAGACAAAACUAUCGUCCCAUGGAAAGUAUUCAGACAGUGCCUUCAUGAGGUCCAUCAAAUUAGCUCUGGCCUGGAAGCAAUGGCCCUAAAGUCAACGAUUGACUUAACUUGCAAUGAUUAUAUUUCAGUUUUUGAAUUUGAUAUUUUUACCAGGCUAUUUCAGCCUUGGGGUUCUAUUUUGCGAAAUUGGAAUUUCUUAGCUGUAACACAUCCAGGUUACAUGGCAUUUCUCACAUAUGAUGAAGUUAAGGCACGGCUACAAAAGUACAGCACCAAACCUGGAAGCUACAUUUUCCGGCUAAGUUGCACUCGCCUGGGACAGUGGGCGAUUGGCUAUGUGACAGGGGAUGGCAAUAUCUUACAGACCAUACCUCACAACAAGCCCCUAUUUCAAGCCCUGAUUGAUGGCAGCAGGGAAGGCUUUUAUCUUUACCCUGAUGGACGAAGUUAUAAUCCUGAUUUAACUGGAUUAUGUGAACCCACACCCCAUGAUCAUAUAAAAGUUACACAGGAGCAAUAUGAACUGUAUUGUGAAAUGGGCUCUACCUUUCAGCUCUGUAAGAUCUGUGCAGAGAAUGACAAAGAUGUCAAGAUCGAGCCCUGUGGGCAUUUGAUGUGCACUUCUUGUCUAACAGCAUGGCAGGAGUCUGAUGGCCAGGGAUGCCCUUUCUGUCGUUGUGAAAUAAAAGGAACGGAGCCCAUAAUCGUGGACCCCUUUGAUCCUCGAGAUGAAGGCUCCAGGUGUUGCAGCAUCAUUGACCCCUUUGGGAUGCCAAUGCUGGACCUAGAUGAUGAUGAUGAUAGAGAGGAGUCAUUGAUGAUGAAUCGGCUCGCCAAUGUUCGAAAGUGCGCUGACAGGCAGAACUCACCAGUCACCUCACCAGGAUCUUCCCCUCUUGCUCAGAGAAGAAAACCCCAGACAGAUCCUCUGCAGGUUCCACAUCUCAGCCUGCCUCCAGUGCCUCCUCGUCUGGAUCUAAUUCAGAAAGGCAUCGUCCGAUCUCCCUGUGGCAGCCCAACUGGUUCACCAAAGUCUUCUCCCUGCAUGGUGAGAAAGCAAGACAAGCCCCUCCCAGCCCCUCCUCCUCCUUUAAGAGAUCCUCCUCCCCCUCCACCUGAGCGACCUCCCCCAAUUCCACCUGACAACAGACUGAGCAGACACUUCCAUCAUGUGGAAAGUGUGCCUUCCAGGGACCAGCCAAUGCCUCUUGAAGCCUGGUGCCCUAGGGAUGUGUUUGGGACUAAUCCAUUGGUAAGCUGUCGCAUCCUGGGGGAUGGCUCACCUAAGCCUGGAAUCACAGCAAGCUCAAACACAAAUGGAAGGCACAAUAGAAUGGGCUCUGACCCAGUGCUUAUGCGGAAACACAGACGCCAUGAUUUGCCUUCAGAAGGAGCCAAGGUCUUUUCCAAUGGUCACCUUGGAAGUGAAGAAUAUGAUGUUCCUCCUCGGCUCUCUCCUCCUCCUCCACUUACUGCCCUUCUUCCUAGCAUAAAGUGUACUGGUCCAUUAGCAAAUUCUCUUUCAGAGAAAACAAGAGACUCAGUAGAGGAAGAUGACGAUGAGUACAAGAUUCCUUCAUCUCAUCCUGUUUCCCUGAAUUCACAACCAUCCCAUUGUCAUAAUAUAAAACCUCCAGUUCGGUCUUGUGAUAAUGGACAUUGUCUGUUGAAUGGAACACAUGGUAUGUCUUCAGAAAUGAAGAAAUCAAACAUCCCGGAGUUAGGCAUCUAUUUAAAGGGAGAUGUUUUUGAUUCAUCUUCUGAUCCAGUGCCAUUACCACCUGCCAGGCCUCCAACUUGGGACAAUCCAAAGCAUGGUUCUUCACUCAACAAGACGCCCUCUGAUUAUGAUCUUCUCAUCCCUCCAUUAGGUGAAGAUGCUUUUGAUGCCCUUCCGCCCUCCCUCCCACCUCCUCCACCUCCUGCCAGGCAUAGUCUCAUUGAACAUACAAAACCUCCUGGCUCCAGUAGCCGACCCUCCUCAGGACAGGACCUUUUCCUUCUUCCUUCAGAUCCUUUUUUUGACCUAGCAAGUGGCCAAGUUCCUUUGCCUCCUGCUAGGAGAUUGCCAGGAGAAAAUGCCAAAUCCAACAGAGUAUCACAGGAGUAUGACCAGCUGCCGUCAUCUUCAGAUGCCUCACAAGCACCAGCCAGACCCCCCAAACCACGACCCCGCAGGACUGCACCAGAAAUCCACCACAGAAAACCCCACGGGCCCGAGGCAGCAUUGGAAAAUGUGGAUGCAAAAAUUGCCAAACUCAUGGGAGAGGGUUAUGCCUUCGAAGAGGUGAAGAGAGCCUUAGAGAUAGCCCAGAAUAAUGUGGAAGUGGCCAGGAGCAUCCUCCGAGAAUUCGCCUUUCCUCCUCCAGUCUCCCCACGUCUCAACCUAUAGCAGCCAGAACUGGAUAAACACCCACAUGCAAAGCAGAGCAUGAAAGGAGAGGCAGGAAGUGAACUCCCAAGCGAAGGAGUCUCCUCCUCACAAGGCAGCUUGGGAAGGGAGGCCUGCAGCAGCUUCUCGGAAGACUGUGUGCUUGCUCAGGAUGUCGAGGCUGUGGCUUCCUUGUUUUUGCUAGCCAUACUUUGAAAUCAGGGUUGAACUGACAAAAAAAAAAAAUAAUUUAAAGACGUUUACUGCUCUCGAACUUUUGAAUCUGUGAAAUUCUUUUCCUUGUUUACACGUUGGCAAAGUUGCAGUUGGGUUUUUAUUUUGAUCCCUGUACUGUGCUCCUGAUGGCCCCUGGAUGAAGCUGUCAGGUCUGCUGUAACAUCUCCCAUCACCUCCCUCGCUGUCCACAUUAACAGCGAAAGCACCUCCUCAUCUUCAUCCUUCUACACCCGACCCCCAGCCCCGGGUCCAUUUCCAUUUCUCCCAUUUCCAGAUGUUUUGAAAGUUCUGAUUUACAAUGUAUCAAACUAUUGCAAAAAAAAAAGCGUGUGGUCUUCACUACUGAGUCUUUUCUUUGGAAACGAUCACUGUUGAGAGAUGGGAAAAACAUGAUUGUAAAGUAUUUACUUGUCAAUAAACUACCUUUUAUAAGGUUUUUU
Molecule: messenger RNA, 3723 nt
Organism: Dipodomys ordii (Ord's kangaroo rat)
Lineage: Eukaryota; Metazoa; Chordata; Mammalia; Rodentia; Heteromyidae
Gene: Cblb
Product: Cbl proto-oncogene B, E3 ubiquitin protein ligase
Exons: 19
Coding region: 116-3067 (983 amino acids)
Biological process (GO): cell surface receptor signaling pathway; negative regulation of epidermal growth factor-activated receptor activity
Cellular component (GO): plasma membrane; membrane raft
Molecular function (GO): SH3 domain binding; calcium ion binding; ubiquitin protein ligase activity
Source: RefSeq, a predicted model, not a curated record